Molecule: messenger RNA, 3983 nt
Organism: Hypanus sabinus (Atlantic stingray)
Lineage: Eukaryota; Metazoa; Chordata; Chondrichthyes; Myliobatiformes; Dasyatidae
Product: LIM domain-binding protein 1
Exons: 11
Coding region: 281-1510 (409 amino acids)
Biological process (GO): negative regulation of transcription by RNA polymerase II; nervous system development; positive regulation of transcription by RNA polymerase II
Cellular component (GO): transcription regulator complex; nucleus
Molecular function (GO): LIM domain binding
Source: RefSeq, a predicted model, not a curated record
AAUGAGUGGAGGUAUUCUGCUUUGAGGGAAUGAAUAAUUUCUGCUUCCUGUUUGUCUGACGGUCCCUCUCUCUCUCUCUCUCUUUCUCUCUCCUUCCCAGAGAUUUCAGUACGUGACAUCAACACACACAGGGCACCAUGAAGUAGAGAGAGAGAGAGAGGGGAGAGAGAGAGAGAGGCAGGCUGUGUUGUCUCGAAACCAGAAGAGGCAAAAAAAAAGGAUUUAAAAGGAAACGUAUUUCCACACACACACAUAGGAAGGGAGUUCAGAGAUGUGAAAAAUGUCAGGAGGUUGCUCGUGUCCUGGGUGCUCGUCUAAGUCGUUCAAGCUGUACUCGCCGAAGGAACCCCUCAACGGCAACGCUUUCCCUCCCUACCACCCAAGCAGUAUGCUGGAUCGCGAUGUCGGUCCAACACCAAUGUACCCUCCAACGUACCUGGAGCCUGGUAUAGGGAGACACACACCCUACAUGAACCAGACUGACUACAGGAUAUUCGAGCUCAACAAACGAUUACAGAACUGGGCAGAGGAAUGUGACAACCUUUGGUGGGACGCCUUCACCACAGAGUUCUUCGAGGAUGAUGCCAUGUUAACCAUCACCUUCUGUUUGGAAGAUGGUCCCAAGCGAUACACUAUCGGCCGGACAUUGAUCCCCCGCUAUUUCCGCAGUAUCUUCGAGGGCGGGGCCACUGACCUGUACUACGUGCUCAAACACCCAAAGGAAUCGUUCCACAAUAACUUUGUGUCAUUGGACUGCGAUCAGUGCACAAUGGUGACCCAGCAUGGCAAGCCCAUGUUCACCAAGGUGUGUGUGGAGGGACGGUUGUACCUGGAGUUCAUGUUCGAUGACAUGAUGAGGAUUAAAACCUGGCAUUUCAACAUCCGGCAGCACCGCGAGCUGAUCCCGCGCAGCAUCCUCGCCAUGAAUUCCCAGGAUCCACAGAUGUUGGACCAGCUCUCAAAGAACAUCUCACGGUGUGGCCUCUCCAACUCGACCUUGAACUACCUCCGGCUGUGUGUUAUUCUGGAACCGAUGCAGGAGUUGAUGUCCAGGCACAAAACCUACAGCCUGAGCCCCAGGGACUGCCUCAAGACGUGCCUGUUUCAGAAGUGGCAGCGGAUGGUGGCCCCACCAGCCGAGCCGGCCCGGCAGGCCCCGAGCAAGCGGAGGAAGCGGAAGAUGUCGGGCGGCAGUACCAUCAGCAGCGGCACCAACUCCAACACCAACAGCAGCAGCAAGAAGAAGAGCCCAGGCGGCAGCUUCGCCCUCUCCAGUCAGGACGUGAUGGUGGUGGGCGAGCCCACCCUGAUGGGGGGCGAGUUUGGCGACGAGGACGAGCGCCUCAUCACGCGCCUGGAGAACACCCAGUACGACGCCACCAAUGGCAUCGACGACGAGGACAGCUUCAACAACUCCCCGGCCCUGGGGGCCAACAGCCCUUGGAACAGCAAACCGCCAUCCAGCCAGGAGAGCAAGUCCGAGAAUCCCACCUCCCAGGCCUCCCAGUAAAGGUGAACCCCUGCGGCCAAGCACAUUCCGAAUCCCCCACUCAAUCUACCUGUCCAAGUAGAGGUACCUGCAGGGUCAGACUGGAACGUGUACCCCCAACAUCCCCAUUCUCACAUGGCAUUAGCUGUGGAUACGACACACGCUUGUUUCACUUCUAAUCAUUGCUUCAAAUUUCUCUUCUAAUUACAGAAAGUAAAUUGCGUCUGAGGAGGGCUAAAGCUCCUCUUUCCCUCCCUCCUUCCCCCCCCCCCCCCCCAGUUUUGGAGUGGGCAAGGCCUUUAGGCCCUGAUGGGGUGUUAUCUGGUCUUGAAAGGAUCUCAGUGGUGGAGAUCUGCUGUCAAAUGUGGAGUCCUGGAGGUUGUAGAGAUAUCCCACUUUAUUGCCCCAAAGUGUUCACCAGAAGGGGGCAGAGGAGUCACCUGUACUGGGGUGAGUGGGUAAUGGGCAUCUGAAUUCCCCCUGCUCCUGCAGAGGACAGGCUCAGCAUUCAGCUCAGGGCAAAGGGUGGGCUGAUUGCAAAGUGUUCCAGCAGAUUAUCAAACCCUUCCCAUUCUGACUGCGCCGCACCCACCAACCAUCCUCCUGCCUCCACAGAUGCUGCUCGACCUGCUGGGUUUCCCGGGCAGUUCGCUCUUCCCACCCUUGCUUUUAGUGCAGAUGCCCGUGUCUGUGGCGGGUAUCAGAGUUUGACCUGUUGCUCUUUGCAAUCUCCCAAAGUCUGGAAUUGUGCACAGCGUGUGGGAGUGCUGCCCAUGACCCCGGGGUGGAAGGGGAACUGGAUCUGGUUGGGUUGGUUUUCCUAUCUCCUUAGUCAUACACUUGGCCCAUCGAGUCUGUGCAGACCCAGUCCUCUCAUUUCCUUACAACAUUGUCUCCCCAGAUUCCCAUCAACUUGCCCAAGAUUUCUAACUCUUCCCCACAUACUAGGGGACAAUUUACAGUGACCAGUCUAGCCCACCGACUCUGCUAGUCUUUGGGAUGUGGGAGGAAAUGGAGCUCUCGGCACUAAAUAUGUUAUUAUUCUGCCAAACAAGCUCACACUCCCCCCCCCCCCCCCCCCCCUCCACCUCAGUCAUCUGGGACCACUGUGACCCCACUAUUGGGAGGUGGAGAUACCUAUAGGAGGGUCAACCCCCCCCCCCCCCCGACCCAGCUCUGCAAGACUGCAAAGUCACACCAUCUUGCAUUGCCGUUGCAGUUGGUAUAUGUAUUGAAGAAGAGCUGUGGCAGAACUCGCCCUUGUUAGUUCCAAGUUUAACUUUCACACACUCUACUUCACUGUUCUACCCCGUGUAACCGCAAAGAAUCUUCAACCCUGCUGUCUGGUGUCCUGCCCUGUAUCGAGCGCUGUUACAGUAUUAUUUACUGAGCCCACGGGUUCCAGUGAUUUGAGAUAUUCUCACCUUUCAGAUCCCACCACAGUCUUCCUCUCUCCUCUCUAUCCCUCUGGCCCCGUCCAGUGAGGUUUAAUCAGAACCGGCCUUGGGUUACCUAGCUCCUUCCCACAUCUCUGCACCUCUUAUUGUGGUCUUGACAUCAGCCCUGAAACAGUGGCUCUGCCCUGAAUGGCCCAGCCUUGUGAGCUCCAGAACUCCCUCCGUUACGCCUGUAGGAUCUCCUGAAAUUUGCAACUAGUACUGGGCAGCUUUGAGAGGUGGAUCAGUGAUGGGUUUUGUCUGAGCUUGUUCCUGUGGUGGACCUUCAGGGUCUUUCACUACGUUAAAGGCUCCACACAAACACAGGUGGCUUUGGGAGUAAUAUAGGAAAGCGUCUUCCCUAUGGAAUGAUUGGACAGUGACCAAUGAAUUAACACCAUAUGUGGCCCAGCCCUGAUUGUGUAGCCCGUGGGGGUUUCUCCUGCUCCCUGCUAUGUUUCAGAGGAACAGCGACAGAGCAGAUCACAAACUCAACCAUCAGCCAGAAGCAUCGCAAACACCACACCAGUGUCCUGACACUUAAAUCCUAACAUGUAAUUUGCUGUCCAUGAUGUACCAGGCACAGUACACAUGCAUGCUGAGCCAAGGUGGGUUCAGCUUGUCUCUCGUUAUAAGUACCUCUAUAUUAAAAGGAUUCUUUUAACUACCUUCCAAAUCUAACCCCUGGUACCUCUGUGAACAGAGAGCGUGAGACGGAGGCAAGGAUUUCUUUGCUGCUGCUCACGAUUUUCUAAUUUGCUGUAAAUCUGUAGAGAGAGAGAGAGAGAGAGAGACAGGAAGAAUAUAAGAUGCACAGUGUCGUGUUUUAUACAGCAAAAGAAAUCCGGGAAAAAUAAACUUUAAUAAAUGCGUUAGGAAGGUGGAAUGCUGAACAAUCCCCUCAGAAUUGUUUGUAAUGUUUUUUAAUGUUAACUUGUGUAGGGGAACUGUGUUUAUUUUGGUUUUGAAGCCUUGUUCUGUGUAUCUCUGCUUGUAUAUUGAACGCUAGUAUUUACCAAUCUGUAUUGCUGUCAUUAAACAUAUAGUAAACCUUACAA